AUGCUUCUUAUUGUUAUAUUUCAUGCUUAUUACUUAACUUGUAAUUAUUUAAUUCUUAUAUUUAGAAAAUAUUCUCUCAAGAUAAGAAUGUCAAACAGAUAUUUGUAUUUGUCAUGGUUCCUCAGAACAAUGUCGUUGUUAUUUCUAUCAAACCCCUUAUUGUGAUGGUUAUGGACCUAGUUAAACCUGUUCUACUAAUCCUGGAUGCUUAGGAUGUGAUGAUAAUUCAUCAUGUAUUGCUUGCAUUUCAUAGUAAUAAUUUGUUGAUUCAUCAUAAAAUUGUGUCGAUUGCCCAGAACAUUGUUUAACUUGUACAUCUCAAUCAAACUGUUAGAGUUGCCUUACAAAUUAUUAUUAUUUAGAUAAUGGACUUUGUAAAUAAUGUGAAUUUCCUUGUUAAUAAUGCAAUUCAUAACAAAAUUGUCUAUCAUGUGUGUCAUAAUAGUUUUAUCUUAUAUCUAGUAUUUGUAGACUAUGUGAUCCUCCAUGUCUCACAUGCUUAAAUUAAACACAAUGUCUAACUUGUAUAGAUAAUUCUUAUUACCUUGAUUAAUUUCACUGUGUUCCAUGCUAAUUCCCUUGUUUAACUUGUUCAAAUUAAAACUUUUGUUAGAGUUGUGUUUUAGAUAACUAUAAAUUAGAUAAUGGAUUAUGUAUCAAUUAAUGUCCUUUAAAUUGUCUAAUUUGUGAUAAAAGUUUAUAAUGCAUUAAAUGUGAAGAUGGUAAUUAUUUAAAUGCCAGUAACAGUUGUGUUAAAUGUUAAGAUCCAUGUGAAAAUUGUUUAAAUAAAGAAAUAUGUAUUACAUGUUAAAAUCAAUACUUUCUGUAAAAUUAAAAUUGUAUUUAAUGUCAAUAACCUUGUCUUACUUGUUUAGAUUAAUAGAAAUGUAAUAGUUGUAUAGAUGGAUAUUAUUUAUAUAAUCAAACUUGUAAUUAGUGUUCAUUAAACUGUUUGAAAUGUGAUUAAUUUAGAUGUUAUUAAUGCAAUAAAAAAUCAUAAUUGUUAAAUGAUUAAUGUAUAGAUUGUACAAUACCAUUGAAUUAAACUCUUGAUAUUUGCAAUUAUUAAGAUUGUCAAGAUGGUAUAUGGACUUAAGGAGAAGAAUGUGACAAUGGUAAUUCAUAUGGUUGUAUUAAUUGUAUUAUGCAAAAUGGUUACUAUUGUAUUAAUUAAAUUGGAUAACCAUCUUAAUGUUUAAGAUGUAUAGAAAAUUGUAUACAAUGUAAUAAUGAUAGAUCCUGUUAAGUAUGUAAAGAGGGAUAUUUUUUAAAUCCAAAUAACUAAUGUUAGGAAUGCAAUAAAGAAUGCAAAACAUGUAUUAAUCAACCAAAUAAUUGUUUAUCUUGUAAAAUAAGUAAUUAAUAUUCUUAAUAAUGUCAAUUAUGUGAAAUAAAUCUAGGAUAUUAUACAGAUUUUGAAAAUAAUCAAUGUUAUUCAAAAUGUGGAGACAAUAUUAAGACAGUAUUUGAAUAGUGUGAUGAUGGGAAUAAUUUAAAUGGAGAUGGAUGUUCUUCUAAAUGUUAAAUUGAAGAUGGUUUCUAUUGUAUUGAUGGUCAUUGUGAUACUCUUAUUUAAGGUGAUAUUCAAGUUUCUUAAUAAUAAGCCAAUUUGAAUACACCUUCUAAAUAGUUUGUUAUUCAAUUUAAAAACUACAUUUUGAAUUCAGAUUCAGAUAUUGUACCUAUCAUCUAAUUUUUAAAUUGUUAAAUUAAUUAAUCAUUGAUUGUAGUUAAAUAAAAUAUAACAGAAGAAAACUACUUUUAACAUAGAGUAAUUGAAAUAAAUAUAGAAUUUUAAAAUAAUUGUUUAAAAGAUAAAAUGGAAGUCAGUAUUGUUUAGAAAUAUAAAAAUAAUAAUAAAAAAAGUAUCCUUUUAUCUUUUCUAACUUUUCAAAUAUUUGAUAUUUUAUUCAUUGAAUAAUGGAAAUAAUUUUUUAAUGAAAUAGUGAUCUCUUUUAAUUAGACUUUAUUUUACAUUUUUGGUUUUGUUUGUUUAGCAACAUUUUUAACAGGAACAAUAGAAGUUGUUUAUAAUGCAAUAGAUCUAAUAUAAAUGUUUUCAUAUUUAAAAUACAUUAAUGUAAAUUUACCAUACAAUUUAUAAAAGUAUUUUGAUCUAUUUAAAUUUGCAUAAUUACAAUACUUUUCUAAUUUCACAAAAUAAGUUGCUUUAACAUUUUUGACUUAAAAAGAAUUAGAUUAAUAUAAUUAUUUACCUGAUAAAAUUAAAAGGGAUGGAUAUUAUUCAUAUUGUUUAUUGAAUUAUCCAUUUUUGUUUUUAAUUUUUGUAUUUGCAAUAUUAUUGUAUCCAAUGGCUAAAUUAUUAUUAAGAUAAUUACAAAGAUUUUAAAUAAGAAUAAAAGAAGAUGAUGAUGAUUCAAUCCUAUUAAAAAUAAAACUCAUUUAAUUGCAUAUAAAAUUAUAUAUUCAAAAAUCCUGUCAAUACAUAAUAAAUAAAUUAUAUUUCUCAGGAUUCAUAUCAACUCAUAUGAUAUUAACUUAUGACAUUUUAUUUGUUUCAUUGUUAAAUCUAUUUGAUUUAAAAAUACUAUUUACAACUAAUAAUACCUUUAUUUUAAUUAACUUGUAUAUAGCCAUUCUUUUAACCAUAAUUCAUUGUUCACUAUUAUUUAUAUACUACUCUAUGCUUGCUAAAUAAACAUAUUUAUUAGAAUAAAAAGAAAAUGUUAGAAAAUGUGGUUCACUCUUUGAAGGUCUAAAAAUUGGUAAAACAUCUUGUACUCAUUUCUAUAAACUAUUUAUACUUAUUAAAAAAUCAUUGUUUAUGAUUCUGAUAACUUUUUGUUCAUCAUUUCCAUAUUGUUAAAGCUUAUCUAUAUCCUUUUUAAGCUUUAUUUAAGUACUCUAUUUAUAUAAUUAUAAACCAAUUAUUUCAAUGAUAGAAUAUAGAAAAUAAUUAAUAAGUGAAUUUUGUGUAUUACUAUUAUCCUUAUUCAUAACAUUAUUAAUACUUAUGCAUGACACUCAUUAAGAUAUGUUAUUCUAUUCUGAUAUAUUAGGUUGGAGUUCUAUUAUAUUAAUGUCUAUGUUAUUACUUUUUUAAAUUAUUUUGGAUAUCAAAUAAUAAUUCUUAAUUUGUCAAAAAAAGUUUAUCCUCUUUCAUAAAAUAUUAUAAUCACUCUAAACCAAAUUAUAAAAGGUCUUUCAAAGUUUUGGUUCAACUUAAAGUAAAGCUAAUUCAAAUGUAGUUCUAUUCUAUUGA
Paramecium pentaurelia is the source of this 3223-nucleotide messenger RNA. NCBI's taxonomy places the organism in Eukaryota, Ciliophora, Oligohymenophorea, Peniculida, Parameciidae. The record is from the annotation of a GenBank genome assembly.